AGGGCGGAGCGGGCCCGGAGCGCGGGCCCCGCCACAGACCCGGCCCUGGCGGGGGUCCAUGCCCCGCCAUCCCCGGGGCUCCGCCGGCAGCAGGACCUUACCGGGCUCUUCUUCCCCUGCAGCCCCGGGGGCGGCAGUCGAGGCGCGGCGGCGGAUCGGAUCCAGGCGGCGGAACGGCCCGGCCCCAGCCCCGGCUGCAGGGCCCGCGAGCCGGCGGCGCCCAGCGCCGUGCCCCGCGGGUGGCAGCGGGUGAGCAGCCGCAGGCGGGCGGGCCGGACGGCCGGGAGGAUCGACGUGUACUUCAUAAGCCCUGAAGGGAAGAAGCUGAGGUCAAAACGAGCACUUGUGGAGUAUUUACAGAAAACUGGGAAGACAACACUGAAAGCAGCAGAUUUUGAUUUUGCAGCUCCUCGAGGGAGCACAUGCUCAGGACUGAGGGGAUGUUGCACGGGAGCUGCGAGGACCCACCUGGAAAAGGAGGAUUGUCAGAGCAAAGUGCAGGAGCUCCAUGCACAGAAUGAUGCUGAGGCUGGAAUUCAGAACACCCAGGCUGGGAAUGGACACCUGGAAGAUGCUAUAUCCACUGUGGAAGGCGCAGAUUUAGUAGUGGUAGGCACAAACCCAGAGGAGAGUUUGAAAACCAAAAGAAAGAGGGCAGAUGGGAAAACUGUCCAAAGUAGGAAAUGUGAGAAAGGCUCAGAAAGGAGGAACCGAGGUGACCCCGAGAGCAAGAGGCAGAGAAGACUCUCUAACACACGGGAGAACAAGAGGGUCCGUAGACAGACAGAGGCACGUGGAGCUGUCACCCAGGGAGUGGGGGAAGCAGGUGCUGCGCCUGCGGGUGCAGGGAAAGCUCUGUCAGCAAUGCCCAGGGCUCGGCUGAGGUCAGUGGCUGCCUCACACAGGGACCUGGGCCACCUGCCAAAGGAGGGGCCGUGCUCCAGUGGCACACCUGCUGCCAGGCCUGAGGAGAAGUCCUGUGGGCAGGUGCCAGCUCCGGGGGAUCUGGGGCGGCAGGAUGUGUCCUCUGACCCCGAGGUGGAUGCUGAGCCGUGGGACGGGACGAGCUCCGCCGCAGGCAGAACGUCAGCAGAAGAGUCUGCCCCACGAACACAAGUGGAGAGAAGGAAAACGAGUCCGUAUUUUUCCAGUAAAUACAGCAAAGAAGCCCCCAGCCCACCCAGAAGGAAGGCCCUCAGGAAAUGGACUCCUCCACGUUCUCCUUUCAAUCUUAUCCAGGAAACACUCUUCCAUGAUCCGUGGAAGCUUCUCAUUGCCACCAUAUUUCUCAACAAAACUUCAGGGAAAAUGGCCAUUCCAGUGCUCUGGGAGUUCCUGAAGAAGUAUCCUUCUCCUGAGGUAGCCAGGGCUGCAGACUGGAAAGAAAUGUCAGAGCUGCUCAAACCUCUUGGGCUCUACGAACUCAGAGCCAAAACCAUCAUCAGGUUCUCAGGCGAGUACCUGAGCAAGGCGUGGCGGUACCCGAUCGAGCUGCACGGCAUCGGCAAGUACGGCAACGACUCCUACAGAAUCUUCUGUGUUAACGAAUGGAAGGAGGUGCAGCCACAGGACCACAAGUUGAACGUGUACCACACGUGGCUGUGGGAGAACCGGGAGAAGCUGAGCAUCGACUGAGCAGAGCUGGGGGCGACCUGGCCCUACCGCCUCCCCUCGCGUGCCCUCACAGUUCUGGGUGUAAAUAUUUGUGUGAUGCCAUGGCUGGAGUCACUGCUAUUUUUUUAAUAAACGUGUCCCUGUUUUGUA
Vidua macroura (Pin-tailed whydah) is the source of this 1764-nucleotide messenger RNA. It is a transcript of the gene MBD4, whose product is annotated as methyl-CpG binding domain 4, DNA glycosylase. The transcript has 7 exons. The annotation marks the transcript as partial. Gene Ontology annotation, molecular function: DNA binding; pyrimidine-specific mismatch base pair DNA N-glycosylase activity. The record is from RefSeq and is a predicted model, not a curated record. NCBI's taxonomy places the organism in Eukaryota, Metazoa, Chordata, Aves, Passeriformes, Viduidae. Gene Ontology annotation, biological process: DNA repair. Gene Ontology annotation, cellular component: nucleus.